CAACUUAAUUUACGUUGAGGACUGAGGUUGUUGUUGUCAAAAAUUGUGGCGGUGUGGUUUUGGUCCCUGGUUUUUUGUGUUGUCGUGUCUCCACCCCAAACCUGAUGUCUACCUUGUGAUUGUUUACACAAAAUGGACUACAGAUGAUUACUGUAAUGAGUAUUCGUUGAUUUAUUAUUAUCUUUAGUUAACCUUAAAAAUGUCCAAUUCCAAUACUUCAAGAUCGGGUGACACCCAAAUGGGUGCACUUUUGAAAUUAGACAAAGCGGAACUUAAGAGCAUAAAGGUUGCGAUUAUGCGAAGGAAUGUAAUUGAACCAAAUGCGUCUGGACCAUUCCUACGAAGCCUGGAAGAUCCCUCACAAUUAAUUGUUCACUAUAGGCCGGAUGAGGGAACUCGACCAAUUUUUGAGCGCGAGGAUAUAGUUGUCAAUAAAGAAAACCAGGAAGAACGGAUGGUCUUAACCUCUUCACAAGGAAAUGAUAAGACUUUAGCUCACCGAGUUACUUCUAGGAGUAGCUCAAGAUCAACCCGUAGUUCUAGUAGAGGCCCUCAAAAAGAAGAUAAAAAAAAAUUGAGUCCUGAGGCACACACCUCCAGGGACCGCUCCAAAGAAGAGUAUAGGAGCGGUGAAUAUUAUUCCUCUAGAUCUCGACGAAGCAAUUCAAAUUCCCGGAAGGCGGUGUAUAAGAGCAACACACCUCCUCGUUCAUCGGGAUAUCAAUCCAGGCGAAGCAAAAGCCCUCGAAGGUCUCCUGAGGCACACAAAAGGCGAGAAAGGUCGCCUAGAAGUACUCAUGAAAGAAGGCGAACCCCUCCAAGGUACUAUACCAAGCAAAGGCAUAGUCGAUCGCCGUCCGGGUACAAAAGAGCUCCUCCCGAGAGGAGAACGACGAGGUCGCCUCCAAAAGUUCCAGAGAAAUCAGUGAGUCGGCGGCGGUCAAGGACGCCUCCACCGAGGAGGAGCAGCAGAGGCCGAAGCCGAAGCUAUUCUCCCCACCAUAGAUCUAGAUACAGUAGAUCACCCUAUCGUCGAGAAGAUCGUCGCGAAAGAUCCAGAAGAAGUAGAUCGAGAAGAAGUCGGUCGCCACGUAGACGUUAUGACGAAGACAGGCACGAAAGGCGCGAAGAGUACGAACCUCCGAGAAUACCGAAUCCAUAUUUUGAGGGUGCAGAAUUUUGGAUUCCCCCUAUGCUUCAGCAUCGGUUUUUGCCGAGGCAAAUGAUUCCACCUGGACCAUUUCCAUAUCCAUUUAGACCAGGCAUACCACCCAUGGUUCCGCCGAGGAUGCCGUUCAGGCCCAGAAUAGUCUAUAAUAGUAGGCCACCUAGGCCCAGAAGUACUCCUUCGACGAGUGCGGCAAUUGAAAGUACAUCUGUCGUCACGACGACGACGACUGCAGGAACGUCUAAAGACAAUGAAACCGUCACGAUUACUGAAUGUGUUGAAGAUAGCGAACAGCCUUCUGUGAAGACUGAGUAAAGUGAUAUUAUGUAGACAGAUUUUAUUUUGUAAAUUUGUACAAUAUAACGGUUAUCAGUU
Zophobas morio is the source of this 1543-nucleotide messenger RNA. Its product is annotated as serine/arginine repetitive matrix protein 1-like. NCBI's taxonomy places the organism in Eukaryota, Metazoa, Arthropoda, Insecta, Coleoptera, Tenebrionidae. The coding region runs from base 200 to 1483 and encodes 427 amino acids. The transcript has 6 exons. The record is from RefSeq and is a predicted model, not a curated record.